AAUAUUUUAGAAGGGAGAGGGAGGGGAUUUCUGGGUUUUUUUUUCCCCUUAUAAAUGGUUAUCGUCCCCAAUCCCGGUUGGUUUUUCUUAACUGGGUCCUCUUCUUUCAUCAUUAAGCAGAAAGCCAGAAACUUGAUUCGACAAGUCUAACUACGCUUAUCUAAUGCUUUUCUUCUUGAUAUCCUGCCUUUCUGUCUUCCUUCUUUCCAAAUCUCUUUCUCUCAAACCUCUCGCACCAUGGGCGAGUGAGAUGAGAUUGCUCUCGCUCUGGUUCUGGAAGGAAUUAUUCUCUUUUCAUGUGUCCUGGUUGAGGAAAAGUAAGCUUUCUGAUGGUUUAUUUGAAAUUCCAGCAAGGAUGUCUUUAAAGAAGAGUACUAGUUUGCAAGUAGAGAAUGUUGAGGAAACAGAGAAGAUGUGUGUAUUGGAUUUGCCUGAAUUGGCAUUGGAAUGCAUUCUUGGGAGGCUUCCCCCAUCUGGGUUGCGUAACAUGGCUGGAGUUUGCAUCUCUUUGAGGGACAGAUGCAGGAGUGACCACCUUUGGGAGAGACAUAUGAAGGAGAAAUGGGGUAGAGUAAUCGGCCGUGCUGCUCACCGCGAGUGGCAGUGGCAUAUUGCUUCCAGAAAGGAUUUGGGCGUGUUGAAUAGAACCAAGCAGAAAGGUUUCGUCAGGUCUCUGUCUUCUUUUUGGCCUCUUCCCUGGAUUAGGUCGAAGCUCGACAACAGUAACAAGCCAAGAAGUUCUUUGCCUGUUGACUCGGUUAUGUCUUGGUACCUUGCUCUCGAGAGUGGCAAGUUCUGGUUCCCUGCUCAGGUCUACAACCGCGAGCAUGGGCAUGUUGGUUUUAUGCUGUCAUGUUACGAUGCAGAGCUUAGCUAUGAUAGCCGCACAGACACAUUUCAAGCAAGAUACCCACCACAUGGCCGGAGGACAGUUGUGAUUGAAGAUGGUGUGCAGUGGGAUAGGUUAAGAGCACCACCUGUUGAUACUCGUCCACAUGAUCUUCAUGUUUCUGACUGUUUGCAUGAUUUACAUCCUGGUGAUCAUAUUGAGAUUCAGUGGAGAAGGAAUAAGGAGUUCCCAUAUGGUUGGUGGUAUGGUGUGGUAGGUCACCUGGAAUCCUGUGAUGGGAAUGAGAAUCACUGCCAUUGUUAUUACAGUGAUAUUGUCAUUCUGGAGUUCAACCAGUACGCACCUGGAUCACGGUGGAGGCAAGCAGCCAUAAGCAGGAAGGAUCAUCGAGAAGAAGGCAAUGAAGCAGAUGGGUUUUAUGGAGGAAUCAGGAAAAUUUACUGUGAGGAGGAGAUCUCAACAUGGAAGCGGCUCUGGCCAACAGAGGUCUUGGAAUAGUGAACAUAGAUAGUAUGUUUCCAACUCUAUGUAAGAGGAUCAUUGGUUCAAUAGAGAAAAUAGAGAUUAUGAAUCACUAAGGAGGUUCUUAGGGGUUGAAGUUAGGCUUCUGAUUUAGUUGGGUGGCUGUGGAGGCCAUAUUUUUUAUUUUUUUUCUGGCCGGCAGAAAUUUACAGCUGUUAGAUGUGACUCCGGUCCAUGCAAAAGUGCCCCUAUUUUCUUGAUUUGAGAAUAAUAUAUAUUGUACCAUAUUUACCACGGUAUAUAAAGCUCACCUAUUUUUUAUU
Nelumbo nucifera (sacred lotus) is the source of this 1635-nucleotide messenger RNA. RefSeq names its product F-box protein At2g32560-like. The record is from RefSeq and is a predicted model, not a curated record. Gene Ontology annotation, molecular function: protein binding. NCBI's taxonomy places the organism in Eukaryota, Viridiplantae, Streptophyta, Magnoliopsida, Proteales, Nelumbonaceae.